Messenger RNA from Metarhizium album ARSEF 1941, 1383 nucleotides. RefSeq names its product peroxin 26. The transcript has 2 exons. NCBI's taxonomy places the organism in Eukaryota, Fungi, Ascomycota, Sordariomycetes, Hypocreales, Clavicipitaceae. The record is from RefSeq and is a predicted model, not a curated record. Bases 1 to 1383 code for a protein of 460 amino acids.
AUGUCGUCGUCAGUUAAUGGACCGUCCUUCGCUGCUGGCACUCCCAAAAUGUCCGCGUGUGCCUCGGAUGCAUUCGGCCGUCACCUUCUUUCGUCGUCGCUGCAAUCAUCGACCAUCGCGUCGAGGCAUACGUCUCAAAUUUCCAAGACAUAUCGCCAAGCCUCAACCUUGUUCCUGACGCGUCGUCUGCCCGAGGCGCUCACCACCCUAACACCGCUCAUCAUCCCGCCUGGUUCGGCUGAUGAUGGCGAGCCUGCACCUGUCGCUGGUGCUUCGAGGACCACGAGGAUCAAGGUCUGGAGCUUGUUUUUGACCAUUCUCAACGCCGUUUUGGAAAUGGACUCCGAAGAGGGCAAGGAUGCUUUUGGCAAUCAGGACUGGAGGGCAUUGUGCGCAAAGGUCCGUGACGGACAAGUGUGGGAGGAGGUUGUUCAGAACGGCUACCAUGGACUUGAGGGCGAUGUUGACUCGGACGUUGUCAUCAAUCUAGCAACUAUUCUACUCGCGCACGCUCGUGACCAGAUAUUGAACCAGCGUCGGCUGGAGACGUAUCUGGCCACCACAACUACGCCGAAUCUCGACCUCGCGGGCAAACUCAACGGUUCACCUGCCCCGGGGUCGCGCUUGGGUUUGGGCUCGCGAUACCGCUCACCAGCUCCAGGGACUAGCGGUGCGAACACUCCCCGUGACCUCAAUGCUCGAGUCAAGAUUCUUGAGCUGUAUACUCUGCACGUCUUGCCGCGCAAUAACGAAUGGGAGUACGCGCGUGACUUUAUCAGCGCAAGCUCCGUUUUGGAUGACGAGCGAAGGGAGGCAUUCCUCCAGGCACUCCAGAGCCUGCAAGAAGAUCAGAAAGAGCGGGAUCGCCUGGAAAGAGAAGAGCGCCAAAGGCAAGAAGAGGAGCUUCGUCGGGAAAUCGAGGAUGCCAAGCGACAACGGGCAGAAAAUGAAGCCAGAGAACGAAAAAGACUUGAGGAUGAGCGGGCAAGACGAGCACCUGGUGAAGUAGACUAUGGCGUGGACCAGGCACAUAGUUCGUCAACAAGCGGCAACAGGUCUCGUCAAUCUCGCGCAACUAGACCACAACACCGGCCAAAUAAGCUUUCCGCCUCAUCAAGGCAGAAUGGCAAGGCUAUUGCACCUGCAACACUUACCGCACGAGCCACUGUGGUCAUGACCAGGUUACGAUCGGUGAUUGAGGAACUGGCCAGGUCUUUGAACAGCAACCCAGCCUUGCUGAUGAGAUUCUUGGCCUUUAUUGUUGGAUUUUUGAUCACGCUCGGCCACAAAGGCAUCAGGCAACGCAUCCAGCGAAUAUUGGGCGCUUCGUGGAAUAAAGUAGUGGCCACAGCAGGCAUGGGUACCAAGGUCAGCUAUAUUUGA